Messenger RNA from Rhipicephalus sanguineus (brown dog tick), 4503 nucleotides. Its product is annotated as serine/threonine-protein phosphatase 6 regulatory ankyrin repeat subunit A. The transcript has 24 exons. Gene Ontology annotation, molecular function: transcription cis-regulatory region binding; protein binding. The coding region runs from base 211 to 3420 and encodes 1069 amino acids. Lineage: Eukaryota; Metazoa; Arthropoda; Arachnida; Ixodida; Ixodidae. Gene Ontology annotation, biological process: positive regulation of transcription by RNA polymerase II. Gene Ontology annotation, cellular component: nucleus. The record is from RefSeq and is a predicted model, not a curated record.
GUCUUCAUUCACCGCACGGCUGGUCCAUCCGAUAGAACCGCCCUCUUGUUUUUACCUUUAAAAAUACAAUAUUUUCAAUAACGCGUCUGCGAGCACCCGAGUGGACUGGUUAAUGAGGCGACGCAGACAAGAUGCCUUCCCAUUUAAGUUUGUGGUUAAGUUGUUAACGUGUUGGUGUGGUGGGUGAAAUGGUCACGAGACAAAUCUUCGAUGAGUCUUAAAGGACCCCUCUCGAGAUUUGCGGAUUGCCAAAAAACAAGCCUGCCCCACCUGGUGCAAGCAGUGUUCAAGGGUGAUGUGGAAGAAGUGGAGGAGUUGCUGGCAGAAGGGGAGGAGGCCAACUACCAGGAUGCAGAGCGGCGGAGCGUGCUGCAUGCGGCUGCUUUCUGUGGCCUUCACCAGGUCACUGCCCUGCUCCUGGCACAUGGUGCUCGCGUCAAUGCCAAAGACAACAGAUGGGCCACUCCACUGCAUCGUGCCUGUGCCUCUGGAUAUGAGGACGAUAACACCCACCAACUAAAGCCCGAACCUGUAGAUGUAAAGAAAACUGUGGAAGUGCUACUGCGACAUCAGGCAGACGUGAAUGCACGGGACAAGUUUUGGCAGACUCCACUACACGUGGCAGCUGCAAAUAAUGCAGUUUCAUGUGCUGAGCUUAUCAUUCCUCUGCAGAAUAAUGUCAACAUCUCGGACCGUGCUGGCCGCACCAGCCUUCAUCAUGCUGCCUACAAUGGGCACACAGCGAUGGUGGAGCUGCUGCUGCAGAACAACGCCACCUGCAACUUCUUCGACAAGCGCGAUCGUCGGGCCAUUCAUUGGGCUGCCUACAUGGGCCACACAGAAGUUAUCUCUCUACUGGUCAGCCAUGGAGCUGAUGUCAACGUGCGAGACAAAGACUACUACACCCCGCUACACUGUGCGGCAGCCAAUGGCCGCCUCAGUGCUCUGCGUCAGCUUCUGACCCUGGGUGCUGACGUGGAUGCACCGAACGGCUGUGGCAAUAGUCCCUUGCAUGUGGCAUGCCUCAAUGGCAAGGAGGACAUUGCUGACGAGCUGCUUGCUGCCGGCGCCCACAUUUCUGCAGUCAACUGCCGUGGUCAGACACCGUUGCAUUAUGCGGCAGCCUCAACACACGGGGCAGGCUGCCUCGAGGUUCUCCUGCGUCACAGAGGUGCUGUAGUGAACUGCCCCAGCCAGGAUGGUCGUACACCAUUGCACAUGGCUGCAAUCCACGGCCGCUGCAGCCGUGCCCAGACUCUGUUGGAAGCCGGUGCCCACGUCGAUGCCCAAGAUGUGCAGGGCUGCACAGCACUGCACGUUGCUGCCCGUCAUGGACACGACCUGUUGCUCGGAGGACUUCUGCUGGCUGGAGCUGCCUGUGACACUCACGGCUCUGCAGGAAUGACGCCACUGCACAUGGCUGCCUUAGGUGGGUAUACCGACUGUUGCCGCAAGCUCCUCCACGCAGGUGCAAAGGUUGAUGCCAGAGAUGACCAGGGGCGAACAGCUUUGCAUUUUGCCGCAUACGGCGGCAAUCAAGAAACCUUGGAGUUGCUCAUUAGCCGAGGCACUGACUGCUUUGCCUGUGAUAGCUUUGGAAGGCUGCCCCUGCACUACAGCGCUGGUGGUGGGCCCGAGCAGCAGCAGCAGGGAGGGGGCUGCUUGAGUGCCCUGCUUGCACUGGGCUCGGACGUGGACCGAGCAGACGUCGAUGGGCGCACGGCUUUGCUGGUGGCAUCCGCUUCUGGCGACUCCGAAGGGCGCUCCUUGACCCUGCUGCUCGAGCAUGGGGCCCAGCCUGCGACGCAGGACAGCAGGGGCUUCGGGGCCCUGCACCACCUCGCCGCUGCUGGGCAUUUGGCCCCCCUCACAACUCUUUUAUCUGUGAUGAGCACUGAAGAAGUCAGAAGAACAAAGUCUCGCAGUGGACUGACACCUCUUCAUCUUGCGGCUUUGGGUGGACACAGCGACUGUCUCCAAGCAUUGCUGUCUGUCGGAUGCCUAGAAGACGUGUUGGGGUGCACUGAAGAAGAGCAGGGCUGGAGCCCACUGGCCCUGAGUGCCCUGUUAGGGCAGACUGCCUGCCUGCGCCUGUUGCUGCUGCACGGAGCCCAGCCACUAGGGAGCAACCCUCGCACUGGGGCGACCCCAGUGCAUGCCGCUGCCGCCUUAGGUCAGACGGAGUGCCUUGAGAUCCUUCUUCACAGUGCCAAAGGAUCCGAUGCAGCCAAUGCAAGAGAUGCUAGCAGCAGGACUCCUCUGAUGCUGGCUGUCUUGAAGGGUCACAUUGACUGUGUGGAGCUACUGCUGAGACAUGGUGCUGCUGUAGAUGCUGAAGACGUGUCCCGCAGGACGGCCCUCUUUUACGGAGCUUUUGGGGGCAGCGAGGAAUGUGUGCGCAUGCUACUGAAGGAAGGUGCGACUGUCCUGUUGCGUGAUAACAUGGGCAAGACCCCCCUGCACCUGGCAGCAGCUGUGGGCAACGGUGCUGUCCUGUCAAUGCUGCUGCGCCACGGCCCCGACGGGGAGGGUGCCGACCGUCUCGCCGAUCUUCAGGGUUUUACUCCCAUUCACUGGGCAUGUUACGGAGGUCAUGGCCCAUGUCUUGGCACACUCCUGGAACACACUCGAACAAAUAAAUUUUAUGGGAACUCCUUCAGUCCGCUUCAUUGUGCAGCAUUCCAUGGAAGCGAGUUUUGUAUAGAAUUGUUGCUCAAUCAUUUUGGGAAGAAGUUAGUGCAAUUACGGGACAAAAAGCAAAGGACUGCACUCCAUGCGGCUGCAUGCGACGACAGCGUGCUGUGCCUGCAGACCCUGGUCAAGGAAGGGGCUGACAUCAAUGCCGCUGACUGCCAGGGCCAAACACCACUAAUGAUGGCUGCUGCCCAUGGGAGUUGCAAGUCCAUAGAGGCCUUAUUGGAGCUGAAUGCAGACAUCCUUGUGCAAGAUAGCAAGGGUAAUAGUGCUCUUCAUCAUGCUUGCUUGCAGAAACAAGAGGCAGCAGUGGCCACAUUAUUGGGAAAAGCAGACUUCGUGAAGCUCAUCAAUAUGAUCAACGAUGACAUGAAAACUGCUCUUCAUGUUGCUGCAAGCAAUGGCCUGAUCGAUGCAACUCAGGCGCUACUCCUGAAUGGUGCUGAUGUGCUUGCCACAGAUGUCAACGGCCAUACACCUGCCCUCUCCUGCGCCAGGAGCAACGAAGUAGCCGAGUGCCUUGCUCUUAUCCUGGCCGUGAUGCCUUCAUCGAGCCCUUUCCGGAUGGAUGGUUUCUCACGUGUGAGCAGCCUGUACCGACAAGGGGGCCACCUCUCCGAGCUGUUUAAUGACCAAGCCAACCACCACACGGGGGUGCGACCGUCCUCUGCCGAGAGCCGCGAUUGCUCCGAGCCCUGUCAGAGCUCGGACUCCGAGUACUACUGACGGUUGCUGCUGCCCGCGCUGCUCCUCAUCAGCGGUUACGGUCCGAGCAAGGAGGCCACUGGGGCCCUUGCUUAGCCACUAACACUGUUGGGGGCUGCGGCGCUGGGUGGCACGAUGAUGUUGCUCUCGACAGCACAAUGUUGAACCCUCGGCCACUCGACCGAAGGCUUUCUUGUUUCGUUACCGCUCAGGUUGCUUUCUUCGUUCUGCCUGCAACCAACCUUUGCUAAAUAUGGUGCCAUGAUAUAUAGGUGGGCCUGCUCACCCUUAGGAGUGCCACUGGAAAUGCGCUUUACCGACAACUCCUCUCCAGAAUGCUGGACGGGCAGUUAACGUUGCCGCAUUUUCCAUUUUUAAGUCCUUGCACGAGGCUGGCCACCACGAAUGCAAGGUGCUGUGAAACUGCACUGAAGUUGCAUGCUGGGAGCUACACAUUUGGCUCCCCCUUUGCUUCAACCACCAAAAGAGCUCCUGAUUUUUCUUAAGACACCCGAUGUAUUGCAGUUUCUGAAGCGCUCUAAUUGCCCUCAAGGGUACAUAACUAAUUGAUCUGCCGUGUAUCUUGAAGACGUAGAUGUUUAUUUUUAUGAACGGUUCUAUGCAGAUGAGUAUGCACGCACAUUACCCUUUUUUUUAAUAUACCUCCUUUGGCUCUCAUUAGUUCCCUGUAUACUAAGGAGCCUUCAGCCAAUUGACUUUUUUGUUUUUGUUUAUGCAUUGUAUUUUUUUCUUUGUCGUAGUUAACGCAAGCAUCCCAAUGAUAUAUAGUUGCCACUUCACUGUGGCCCUUAUCUUGGCAAUCUCAGUUGGGUGGUUUGAGUCUGUCUUUGUCAGAUAGGUUUUGCUUUAAAAAAGAAAUGGUCACGCUGUUGCGUGUAUCCACCACAUUUUGUUUCACUGGGAUUUGCUGGAAGCCAAGAGCAAAGACAUAUGACUUCACAAUUGGGGCAGUCCCGUCUUAAGGGGAGACGCGGGUCUUGUUUUUAUUUCUUUUAUUAGCUGGGUGAACUGAACGAAAUUUAACAAACUUAUCCCAUUUUUUCUGCAGAUUCCAAAUCUAUAAUUAGAUUUUUGGUAGCUGCA